This is a messenger RNA of Vitis vinifera (wine grape), 3478 nucleotides long. RefSeq lists its product as uncharacterized. The transcript is spliced from 6 exons. Lineage: Eukaryota; Viridiplantae; Streptophyta; Magnoliopsida; Vitales; Vitaceae. The record is from RefSeq and is a predicted model, not a curated record. Bases 877 to 3204 code for a protein of 775 amino acids. Gene Ontology annotation, molecular function: serine-type peptidase activity; dipeptidyl-peptidase activity. Gene Ontology annotation, biological process: proteolysis.
UUUUCUUCUGUUCUGUCAUACAUCGAGUUGCUGGUUUUCUCAUUCCACCAACCAAACACCAGUUUCGCGGAAUUCGUUUUCUCUCCAAAUUCCAAUUCCUCAUCCGCCGAAUUCAUUUCUCCGUAAUCCAAAUCCUACCUUUCCUUCUCCCUCUAUCCCUUUUCUCAUCCUUUAUGGGGAUCGACUUGGCCUCUUUUCCCAGGAUCCGAUUCCGAUUCCGAUUCCAAUUCCAAUUCCCACAUGGUUUUCCACUCCUCAAUAUCUGAAAAGUGGAAAAGUGUCGAUUUCGCGGAAAAGGUCUCGAUUUGUUGCCGUUUUCUGCGUUGCGGUUCGGAACAGUGGAUCGGGUUUUGCAGUGGAGUUUCCUAGAAUAGCAGUGACCAAACGGCAACAACUGAGGUUUUAAUAGUCUAUUGUUGGUGAUGCUGGUGGAGAUAAAAUGCAGUAAUCUCAAAUGUGUUUGAGAGAAUGUGACAGAGAUAUUCUGGAAGAAGAGAGUUGCUCUGUUUCUUGUAUAUCUGGUUAUCUUAAAAUGCAUACAUCCAUAUAUAUACCUGUUACUGUAACUGAAAUGGUUACGCAGUUAAACUGAAGUGGUCACACGGUCAAACUUUUGAUUCAUUUUAUUUUUCCUACAUUUUCUAAGCAACCAAACAGACCCUUUUUGAAUGUACUCUUGGUGAACUUAGCUGGUUCGUACGCAAUUGAUCGAUUAGUUUAGGAUUUGGAUUUCAAAAUUUUGAUUUAUUUUCUUUAUUUGAUCUUCUUUCUGUGAUCUUAGUGAUUUCAAUUGCAUUUGAUUGAUGAUUGCUUUCCAAUUAUUGACAGAUUCAUGUUCUGCUAUCAAUUUAUUUCAAUUCGAUUGGCAUUUUUGUAAUGCAAUCAGUAGAAAACGAGAAAAAAAAGAAUCUGAAACGAUCAAGAUCAUUCCCUUACGAAAUGCCAGUAACUGACACCUGUGUUGCACAGUCUCUCGAGGAUUGCAUCCUUUUCCCGGUUGAAGAGAUAGUUCAAUACCCAUUGCCUGGAUAUGUUGCUCCUACUUCCAUUGGUUUUAGUCCCGAUGACAGUUUGAUAACUUAUCUAUUCAGUCCUGAUCACACUUUGAAUAGGAAAGUUUUUGCUUUUGAUCUUGAAACAUGUAAGCAAGAAUUGUUUUUUAGUCCUCCAGAUGGUGGGCUCGAUGAGAGUAAUGUAUCACCAGAAGAGAAGUUGAGGAGGGAGAGAUCGAGGGAGCGUGGGUUGGGAGUGACAAGAUACGAAUGGGUGAAGACGAGCUUGAAGAAGAGAAUGAUCAUGGUGCCUUUGCCUGUCGGGAUCUAUUUCCAGGAAUUCUCUUGUUCAAAACCAGAGCUUAAGCUUGCAAGUACAUCAUUAUCACCAAUUAUAGAUCCACAUCUCUCUCCAGAUGGCACCAUGCUUGCUUAUGUAAGAGAUCAUGAGUUGCAUGUUAUAAAUCUCUUGGAUGAUGAACCGAGACAAUUAACAUUUGGUGCCAAUGGCAAUACUUUGACACAUGGGCUUGCUGAAUAUAUAGCCCAGGAGGAGAUGGAUAGGAAGAAUGGGUACUGGUGGUCACUGGACAGUAGAUUCAUCGCAUUCACACAAGUUGAUUCAUCUGAGAUACCGCUUUUCAGAAUCAUGCACCAGGGUAAAAGCUCAGUUGGUGCUGAUGCUCAGGAAGACCAUGCAUAUCCCUUUGCAGGGGCUUCAAAUGUCAAAGUCCGCCUUGGGGUAGUAUCUGCUGCAGGAGGCCCUGCUACUUGGAUGGAUCUUCUCUGUGGAGAAAUGCAUGAUGGAAACAAUGAGGAGGAGUAUUUGGCCAGAGUAAAUUGGAUGCAUGGAAACAUACUCACUGCACAGGUUUUGAACAGGUCUCAUUCCAAACUAAAGAUCCUCAAGUUCGAUAUCAAUACAGGUCAAAGGAAAGUUAUAUUGGUAGAAGAACAAGAUACAUGGGUCACUUUGCACGAUUGUUUUACCCCUCUUGACGUAGGAGUCAACAGAUUUUCUGGGGGAUUUAUCUGGGCCAGUGAAAAGACAGGAUUUAGGCAUCUAUAUCUGCAUGAUGCAAAUGGGACUUGUCUAGGACCCAUAACCGAAGGUGAUUGGAUGGUUGAGCAAAUUGCCGGUGUAAAUGAGGCUGCAGGACUAGUAUAUUUUACCGGAACCCUAGAUGGGCCUUUGGAAUCCAACCUUUACAGUGCUAAACUAUUCCUGGAUGGCAAUGAACCCUUGCAGGCCCCUCUGAGGUUGACUCACGGCAAGGGGAAACACAUGGUUGUGCUUGAUCACCAGAUGCAGAGCUUUGUCGACAUUCAUGACUCCCUGGAUUUUCCCCCUAGGGUUUUACUUUGCUCCUUGAGUGAUGGAAGCUUGGUUAUGCCCCUGUACGAGCAACCAUUCACCGUUCCCAGAUUCAAACGGCUUCAACUUGAGCCUCCAGAGAUAGUCCAAAUUCAGGCAAAUGAUGGAACUACACUGUUUGGAGCUCUGUAUAAACCUGAUGAAACAAGAUUUGGACCUCCACCAUACAAAACCUUGAUCAGUGUCUAUGGCGGCCCAAGCGUGCAGCUUGUUUGUGAUUCUUGGAUGAAUACAGUUGACAUGAGAGCCCAGUAUUUACGUAGCAGAGGCAUCCUAGUGUGGAAGUUAGAUAACAGAGGAACCGCCCGCCGUGGACUAAAGUUCGAAAGUUGCCUGAAAUACAAUGCUGGCCGGAUUGAUGCUGAGGACCAGCUCACUGGAGCUGAAUGGCUUAUCAAAAAAGGCCUGGCAAAAGUUGGUCAUAUCGGGCUGUACGGAUGGAGCUAUGGUGGGUAUCUCUCAGCCAUGACUUUGGCCAGGUUCCCUGACAUCUUCCGCUGUGCUGUUUCUGGUGCCCCCGUCACAUCGUGGGAUGGCUACGACACAUUCUACACCGAGAAGUACAUGGGCUUGCCUUCAGAGAACCCUGCAGGCUACGAGUACAGCUCAGUUAUGCAUCAUGUACACAAGAUCAAAGGUAGCUUGUUGAUUGUACAUGGCAUGAUAGACGAGAAUGUGCAUUUCAGGCACACUGCAAGGUUGGUGAAUGCCCUUGUCUCGGCCGGAAAGCCCUACGAACUCUUGAUUUUCCCGGAUGAACGCCACAUGCCUCGCAGGUUUCGGGACCGCAUCUACAUGGAAGAGAGGAUCUGGGACUUCAUUGAGAGGAAUUUGUAGUAAAACUUAUCGCAGUUUGUUCAUAACACUCAUUUGGAGGGUUCAUCUUUUUUCCAGGUGAGAAUCGAACUUUUCAGUUAAAUCUUAUAUGCAAGAAAUGGGAGGAUCUCCCUUAUUACCUGAUUGGCAUUUGCUCAAAAUAUCUUCUGUUGGAAUAAUUUCUUAGAUGUAUUAUUGCGGCCCCUGGAGCUGGUGAUAAAUGUAUCAAAAACCAAUGUAAAAUGCUAAACGAGUUCGUUGGAUGGAAUAAUUUCUUGAUAUUUCUUGUAUGGUA